This is a messenger RNA of Carassius gibelio (silver crucian carp), 1325 nucleotides long. It is a transcript of the gene tra2b, whose product is annotated as transformer 2 beta homolog. Gene Ontology annotation, biological process: positive regulation of mRNA splicing, via spliceosome. Gene Ontology annotation, cellular component: spliceosomal complex. The transcript is spliced from 8 exons. The coding region runs from base 158 to 982 and encodes 274 amino acids. Gene Ontology annotation, molecular function: RNA binding. Lineage: Eukaryota; Metazoa; Chordata; Actinopteri; Cypriniformes; Cyprinidae. The record is from RefSeq and is a predicted model, not a curated record.
UCCGUGGGAGUGGAAACGCUGGUUUCUAAAUGAAGCCUCUACGGCCGAGAAAAGCGCUCGAUCCGUCGUUUCUUCGUUUGGACACUCUGUUUGUGUUUCAUUAUCUGUGAUUUCUCUUGCGGUGCUACCAUUGCAGCGUAAUACAUACUAAACAAAAAUGAGUGACGCCGAGAAGGAAUUCGUUGAGCGGGAGUCCCGUUCGACCUCUAGGAGCCCAAGUCCUAAAGGAUCUGCUAAGUCAGCCAGUCGCUCACCUGCUCGGUCGAAAGAGGGAUCCCACCACUCCAAGUCCCGCUCGCGCUCCAGGUCCAAGACUCGGUCCCGUUCCCAUCGGAGCUCUCGCCGACAAUACAGUCGCUCCCGUUCACGCUCUCAUUCUCGCCGGAGACGUUCACGCAGCCGCUCACACAGCAGUGAAUAUCGUCGCCGCCGCAGUCAUAGUCAUUCUCCUAUGUCCAACCGUAGACGACACCUUGGAGAUCGGGUAAACCCAGACCCAAACAGCUGCCUGGGAGUGUUUGGCCUGAGCCUGUACACCACAGAGAGAGACCUGAGGGAUGUCUUCUCCAAGUUUGGCCCUCUGAGUGAAGUCAACAUUGUGUAUGACCAGCAGUCUCGACGCUCCAGGGGCUUUGCCUUUGUCUACUUUGAGAACAGAGAAGAUUCAAAAGAGGCUAAGGAGCGUGCAAAUGGUAUGGAACUAGAUGGCCGUAGAAUCAGAGUCGACUACUCGAUUACCAAGAGGCCACACACACCUACUCCAGGAAUAUACAUGGGGAGACCAACAUAUGGCGGAGGCCCGAGUGUAAGCCGUCGCCGUGAUCACUAUGAUCGAAGCUAUGAGCGUGGAUAUGAUCGCUAUGAUGAACGUGACUACUACAACAGCAGGUCAUACAGGAGAAGAUCUCCCUCUCCUUACUACGGCCGAGGACCGUACAGGUCAAGAUCACGCUCUCGCUCCUACUCCCCUCGUCAUUACUGAAGUGAAGUUUGACUCCUUUGGCCAUCCCUGAAGAGGAUUUUGAUGACAAUGACAUUAUUGUUGACGUAGAUGUUGAUUCCUAGUGACAUAAGUUUGGAUGUACUUUAAAGUCAAUCCCUUUGAUUUCUUGCCUGAAGGUUUCACAUGUCUUUGAUUGAUCUGGAUAUUCCAGUAGUUUGAGUAUUUGUGAACAGUUGGUUUUUGGUUUUGUUUUGUCCCGAUCUGAUGCUGAACUUGCGUUUCUUUUAUACGAUAAAGUGUCCUGCUCACACCCUAUUAUGUUUUUAUGCGUUUUAAGCUUAGCAGUGGUCUUGAAAUAAACUGCUUUAUACCUCCCACCUGA